Messenger RNA from Canis lupus familiaris (dog), 3478 nucleotides. It is a transcript of the gene HS3ST3A1, whose product is annotated as heparan sulfate-glucosamine 3-sulfotransferase 3A1. The coding region runs from base 17 to 1252 and encodes 411 amino acids. Lineage: Eukaryota; Metazoa; Chordata; Mammalia; Carnivora; Canidae. Gene Ontology annotation, molecular function: [heparan sulfate]-glucosamine 3-sulfotransferase activity. The record is from RefSeq and is a predicted model, not a curated record. The transcript is spliced from 2 exons.
GUCGCCUCCGGCUAGGAUGGCCCCCCCGGGCCCGGCCGGCGCCCCCGCCACCUCCGCCGAGCCGCUGUCCCGCAGCAUCUUCCGGAGGUUCUUGCUGAUGCUCUGCUCGCUGCUCACGUCGCUCUACGUCUUCUAUUGCCUGGCCGAGCGCUGCCAGAGCCUGGCGGGCCCGCUGGUGCGGCCGUCGGGCGGCGGCGGCGGCGGCGGCGGCGGCGGGGCGGGGGCCCCGGGGCGCGGCGCCCUGGCGGGAGGCCCGGGGGAGCCGGCGGGGUGGCCCGCGGCGGCGCACGGGAAGCGCCUCCUGCAGCUGCAGCGGUGGCGGAGGCGCCGGCCGGCCGUGCCGCGCGACGACGGCGAGGAGGCGGCCUGGGACGGGGAGCCCCCCGGCCUGGCCGGAGGUCCCGGCGGCUCGGGGGCCGGCAGCAGCGCCGCCGAGGCCCCGCCGGGGACGCUGGCCCUGCUGCUGGACGAAGGCAGCAAGCGGCUGCCGCAGGCCAUUAUCAUCGGCGUGAAGAAGGGCGGCACGCGGGCGCUGCUCGAGUUCCUGCGCGUGCACCCCGACGUGCGCGCCGUGGGCGCCGAGCCCCACUUCUUCGACCGCAGCUACGACAAGGGCCUCGCCUGGUACCGGGACCUGAUGCCGAGGACCCUGGACGGGCAGAUCACCAUGGAGAAGACGCCCAGUUACUUUGUCACCCGCGAGGCGCCCGCGCGCAUCUCGGCCAUGUCCAAGGACACCAAGCUCAUCGUGGUGGUGCGGGACCCGGUGACCAGGGCCAUCUCGGACUACACGCAGACGCUGUCCAAGCGGCCCGACAUCCCCACCUUCGAGAGCCUGACGUUCAAGAACCGCUCGACGGGCCUCAUCGACACGUCGUGGAGCGCCAUCCAGAUCGGCAUCUACGCCAAGCACCUGGAGCACUGGCUGCGCCACUUUCCGCUCGGCCAGAUGCUCUUCGUGAGCGGGGAGCGGCUCAUCAGCGACCCGGCCGGCGAGCUGGGCCGCGUGCAGGACUUCCUGGGCCUCAAGAGGAUCAUCACCGACAAGCACUUCUACUUCAACAAGACCAAGGGCUUCCCGUGCCUCAAGAAGGCCGAGGGCAGCAGCAAGCCCCACUGCCUGGGCAAGACCAAGGGCAGGACCCACCCCGACAUCGACCGCGACGUGGUGCGCAGGCUGCGCGACUUCUACAGGCCCUUCAACUUGAAGUUCUACCAGAUGACCGGCCAGGACUUCGGCUGGGAUGGGUGACAGUGUAAUUUAAAAAGAAAAAAAAAUAUCAAAAUAUAAUAUAUUUUUUUACCGAUCGGUAGAGAAAUGGCAGUUUACUAUUUGUGCUGAAAAUGUUUGUUUCGGUAUUUUUUUUUUACCACCCCCCCCCCCCCCCCAGGGAAUGUUAAGAGCAUUCUGGCUUCCGCCCCCAUCUUCAUGGCAUCACCAGCACCCAAUAUUUGGAUACACAAACAAGCAAAAAAUACUUUUUGCAUUUUUUGAUUUUUUUUUGUUGUUGUUGUUUUAAUGUUUUAUAUACAUAGUCCUAAACUAGGAGCAUCGGUCACCAUGAAAACUUUUAAGAAAAUCCUAAGGGUAAAUCAGUCCUCUCUCUGUUUCUGUCUCCAUCUCUCUCUCUCUCUCUCUCUCUCUCUCUCUUCUCACGGGUCCCAGAUAAAACUCUCUCUCCUUACAUUUCCUCCCUUUUAAUUUUUUUGCCCGUGCCACCUCUUCAAAACCGUUUCCUGAUUAGUAACACGGCACGCUAACCACAGUGCUUUCAAAUAAAACUUAACCUUCUUCCGUCUUUCUGCUAUGUGGUGUAAGAACGUAGCACAUAGGGAUUAGGAUCCCCGUUUUACAGAUAAGGAAACUGAGUCUCAGGGAGGUUUUACAUGACUUAUCCUAAUAAUGUCAGAUGGUUGACCUCAGGCCGAACCCCAUCUCUCACUUGUUCCCUUUUUCAUGCCACUUCUUCCAGAGAGAAUGAGAAGUCAGCGGUGUAUACUCUUAGAAGCGGUUAGCUGGGGUGGGGAUGGUCUGAUAUAGGACAGAGAGGGUUGCCUACUGUUCUCUGAGGCCUCAGGGUAGCCUUAUGACACUCCAUCACGAGGAGUCACCAGUGGUCAAGGACACCACUCGGACCAGGACACAGUAUCUUUUAAGAGCCAGUCUGGGCUCCUUGAAGUGCCCGGAGAUGCGGAAUUCUUGUCUUGGCUGAGGUUGAGAGAAAUUAUCAGAGUCUUAGCUGGAGAACAAGAUGGACAGUCACACUAGGAGAAGGAUAAAAAGGGUAGGAGCAUAACUUACCUAGUUAUGGUUUUGAUCAUCUUUUUUUUUUUUUUUUUUUUUUUAAGGAAAAACGCACUUCAGUAAGAGCUUAGGAGUAUGAAGCUCUUUUUGCUGUACCUCUUUUUUAACAAAGAAAAUCUGCUUCUCUUUGUAAUAUCUCCUUUCUAAUCUUGGAGUUAACACUAAAAGGAUGAAUAAAUGUCACUAUUUUUUUUUUUCGCAUGGCUGGAGGACCGCCACUUCGUCACUUUAUUUUUCCCCACUUCCCUGUUUGUUCCAUGUUUAACCGAAUGUUCGUUAAUGUUUGGAAAAUAUUCUAAGAAAUACAGAUGUGGGUAAAACGGAGGUUUUUUUUUCUUCUCCUAUUUCUCUCAUCCCUCGUUUAAAUAGCUCAAAUAAAUCAAUAGUUUUAUGAAGAGUAUUCCUUUCCUCUCCAAGUGGGCAUUAACAAGAUUAGCAUUAAUGGGAAUUAAAUUGGUUUAGAGAGAAGCACAUAUGCACGAAAUAUAUAAAACGUUUAUAAUUAGUCUGUCAGCAACAUUUUAUUACAGGUUUAAACCCAUGAGGAGAAUGUCUCCUAUCUCGUGUUAAGUUUUCCAUGUCUGCCAAAAAUUUAAAGGACCAGACACUACGGUAUUGCAAAAUACUCUUUUUUUCUUCAGUGUUGUGAGUCCAAAGAAACUAAAGUUGCUGGAAAAUACACAGUGCAAAUGUGCAUCAACCAUAAAUGGUCUGCAUCAGGGGAAGAAAGGCAUUCCUGAGGAGCCCAACACAGGAUUAAAAUGCAGAGAAAAAAUUAUUAAGUUUCUAGGUAUUCCAGCAUUGCUCCAGACCUUUGAAUUUCUGUUGUGGAUAUCCCAUUUAUGAGAAUUACAAAAAAAUAAACCAAACAAACCAAUUCCGGGUCUCCUUUGCCCAGUUGGUUUCCUUCCUUUCUGGUGCCCUUAAUUUUCCAAUGCAACACCCUGGUUUUGUUGUACUUAAAUCAUCACUUUUAGAAACAAGAUACUCACCUCAAACUCUUUGCAUCUUUUAACUUGUUUUGUUUGUGUCUCUGAUCCUUUUAUAAGCAUUUGCUUGGCAAUAUGCAAACGUAGCUUGCACAAGGAAACACGUGCAUCUAACAGUUGUAUUGGGCAAUCCUCCUCUUUCUGUGUUAAGAAAUAAUAAAAGAACAGAAUUGAGUUCAAAGCA